UACAUUAACUUUAAUUCAUUCGUUCAUCGUUCUUUCAAUCGAUUAUUUCAAUUUUUGUAGGUGAAUUUAGAGAAAAAGUGAGAGAGAAAAAAAGAUCAAACAAUGGCUCAUAUGAUUCUCACUCUGACAGUUACUUUAAUCUUCUUUCUAUUACAAACUGAUUUAUCGGUGUCCAGAAAACCCAAAGGAUCUAAUAAGAGAUGUGUCCUCAAAGAGAUGGACAGACAGGCAGAGAUUGUCUUUGUUUUCGGCCGUCGAGAUGUUUAUUUACCCAAAAAUCCAACAGAAAUGGUUCCUCAUUGCAAGGAAGAGUUCGAUGCUGAAGAUUUCGUCAAAUCAUAUUCUCGUCGAUGCUUAAAACCUUUACCUCGUCAAAUUAUCGGUGUUAUAUUAAUGGGAGCAUCACAGGUAAUUAAACAAAGAUGUACACCAGAGGGGACUAAAGAAUAUCUGAGUCACUAUGAUUGUAUUUACAAUACGAUUCCUCAUCUCCACGAUUGUAUGGACCAACUAGUGGUCAGUUUACAUGAGAUCACGAAGAAACCGGUGGAAGAGCGGAUUCCACAGGCUUGUUGCUCUUUCAGUCGAUAUAUUUCAUGUUCGGUGAAACCAGUUCGAAAAAUGUGUCCCAAAGAUCCAACAGCGGAAGAUUAUGUGGCCGUUAAGAUGAUUAAAGGUUAUGCUAGUGAGGUUUUGGACAUGGUCUGCCAGGGAUAUGAUCUUGGCGGUGAGAAAUGUAAUAAGAUCACAUUGCCCGAUGGCGGUUUUAAAGAUGAAUCAGGUCAACUUUUGGUUGCAGUUCGAAAUGUUACCGAUCGUCCUCAUUCAAUAAUACCACCCUUUAUGGACAUUUUCACCACAAAUUAGGUCAUUUUAAGGGAGGACGGAAAAGUUUGCAUGAGUUUUAUCAUUUGGAAGAGGAAGAAGAGGAAGAGAGAGUGAAAAGAAGAGUCGAAAUCGAAAGUGAAAUUAAAUAUUAUUAUUACAUUCAAAUGGUCACUCAAAAAGUCAACAACAAUUAAUGAACACAAUCAAUUUUAAUUGUAUUACCUUAGCUUAGUUUUUUGUUCAUUUGUUUAAUUUUCUAAUGCAAGGUUGUUCCCAAACCACCGUUAAUCAAGUGAAUUGAAUUGCAAUCCAAUUGUUUAUUUUUUCUCAAUACAAACUCUUCAUUCAUUAAAUCACCAUCAUCAUCAUGCAAAAAUUUACGAUUCAUUGAGUAUCUUUUUUUGUAAGUGUUUUUUU
Molecule: messenger RNA, 1245 nt
Organism: Panonychus citri (citrus red mite)
Lineage: Eukaryota; Metazoa; Arthropoda; Arachnida; Trombidiformes; Tetranychidae
Exons: 6
Coding region: 103-867 (254 amino acids)
Source: RefSeq, a predicted model, not a curated record